AGCAUCGGCGCGGCUCCCCAUUCCUCUCCUCCCCCCGAGCGGCGGCGGCGGCGGCGGCUGCGCUCGGUACCGGGAGCGCCAAAAGCGGCGGCGGACUGGAGAUGGCGGCGCUCCUCGUCUUCCCGAAGCAGCGGCGUGGCGCCCCAUUCCUCUUCUUCUCUCCCGAGCAGUGGUGGCGGCGAUUGCGAGGAGGAGGUGCCUACGAGGCAAUGGCGACGGCUGCGAGGCAAGUUUCUUCUCUGAUUUUGUCGAUGGUCUGAUGGUGAAAUUGAAGUCUGAUCUGCUGGUGAUGUACUCUUGCGAAUUGGUUAUUAUCAAUCAGUUAGUAAUGGUUACGGGUACUGUAUUUUUUUUCUUUGCAAAACCGCUAAACAGGCUUAGCUGCUCUUAGCUGUUCCGGAGGACAACAGGUUAACAAUCCAUGAUAAAUGCAGGUGGUGCCCCUCGGCUCCCCGGCGAUUCCCCUUUUUUAAAAAAUAAUUCAGCAACUCUCUUGCCUUUUUCUUUUUAAAUGCCUGCACAUGUUGGUUGAUUUAUUUGUAUAUACGAUUCUCGUCGCCUUCCCGGAGGCCACGCAAACCAUGGUCAGUUGGAUCCAAUCUUGAAACGCAGAGACCUGGAAUUAUAAUUCGUUGUGCCAUCACGGUUGACUAGUUGACCAUGGUGGUAGAUAAUACGUCACUAUCCCAUAAAUUUAAUCAGAGUCACGACCAUACUUUGAAUUAUCAGAUAGCAUCCUCAGGACCACGCGGGUGCAGUACAAGCUGCAAGGUGGCCACUUGACAAUGGCAAAUACGUAGCUAGUUUCCUUGUCGUCCCCACUUUGUACAGCUUUGUUCCUACUAUGAAAUUCCAUUGGAAGAUGGGCGGGGAGCAGCUCCACUCCAUGGCCACCACUACAUGCAUUUCAAUUGCCCUACUACUAGCUCUAUCAGCGGCUGCCGUAGCUUCAUCUCCUAUCCCGAUCGUCGGCAAUGGCAACAGCAGCAGCAGCGACACUGACCUUGCCGCGCUGCUGGCUUUCAAAGCCCAGCUCUCCGACCCUCUCGUCAUCCUUUCCGGCAACUGGACCACCGCUGUGUCCUUCUGCCACUGGGUCGGCAUCUCCUGCAGCACCCGGCACAGGAACCGCGUCACUGCCGUGCAGCUGCAGCACCUUCCCCUCUAUGGCGUCGUCGCUCCCCAGCUCGGUAACCUCUCUUUCCUUACCGUACUCAACCUCACCAACACCAGCCUUACAGGAGCACUCCCAGACGAUCUGGGAAGGCUGCAUCGCCUCAAAGCCAUGGACUUCACGUUUAAUGGCCUAUCAGGAAGCAUCCCUCCCGCAAUAGGUAACCUUACCAGCCUGGAGGUCCUUGCCCUAAAGUUCAACCACCUAUCUGGUCCAAUUCCGGCAGAGCUGCACAACCUGCAUAGCCUUAACCACAUAAACCUCCAGAGAAAUUUCCUAACCGGAUCGAUCCCAGACAAUCUAUUCAACAACACACCCUUGUUAACCUACCUCAACUUUGGUAACAACAGCUUGUCAGGAUCGAUACCAUCUUGCAUUGGCUCCUUGCCAUCGCUCGAGUACCUAAAGCUGCAGGUGAAUCAUCUUGCCGGCGCAGUGCCUCCAGCCAUCUUCAACAUGUCCACUCUUCAGAUUCUAGCACUCACCUACAACCACGGAUUAACCGGUCCGAUUCUUGGAAACGCAAGUUUCAGUCUCCCGAUGCUGCAGGUGUUCUCCAUCGGGUUGAAUAGUUUUUCUGGACAGAUUCCGUCAGGGCUCGUGGCGUGCAGGUUCCUGGAAAGUGUUGACAUGACUGAAAAUCUGCUUGAGGGCAUUCUGCCAACAUGGCUGGGAAGUUUAGUACGUCUCACUUUCCUUUCACUGGGUGGCAAUAGCUUUGUUGGACCGAUUCCUGCUGAGCUUGGCAACCUGACUAUGCUGAGCAGCCUGGACCUCUCGGUCUGCAACCUGACGGGAUCCAUUCCUGUGGGGCUCGGACACAUGAGCCAGCUCUCGUUGCUGCUGCUCUCUGCCAAUCAGCUCAGUGGAUCCAUUCCGGCUUCUCUUGGAAACCUGUCUGAAUUCGGAUACAUGGCACUGGAUGGCAACCAAUUAGUUGGUACAAUACCGUCAGCACUCUGUGACAUGAACUCCCUGUUUUUGAUCAGUGUUUCAGAAAACAGGCUACAGGGGGAUUUCAGCUUCCUGUCAGCUCUUUCCAACUGCCGGCAACUUUCUUACCUUGACAUCUCGAUGAAUCGUUUCGUUGGGAGCCUCACUGAAAACCAUAUAGGGAAUUGGUCCAAUGAACUGCAGACAUUCCGUGCGAAUGGAAACAAGAUAGUUGGUGAACUUCCAGCUGCAAUCUCAAAUCUCACUGGUCUCAUUAGCCUAGAACUUUCAGAUACCCAGCUGCGCAGCGCAAUUCCAGAGUCUAUGGCUAUGCUGGAGGACCUCCAGUGGCUUGGUCUUCAAAGAAAUAGCAUGUUUGCCUCCAUCCCAUCAAAUCUUGCCAUGCUGAAGAAUAUGGUAAAACUAUAUCUUCAUAAUAACGAAUUCUCCGGCUCCAUUCCAAGGGACAUUGGUAACCUGACAGUGUUAGAAGACCUUAGGCUGUCUAAUAAUAGGAUAACCUGGACUAUACCACCAAGUUUAUUUCAUAUUGAUAGCCUUAUCUUCCUAGAUCUUUCUGAAAACCUCUUGGAAGGAGAAUUACCAGUUGAUAUAGGCUAUAUGAAGCAAAUUAAUGGCAUGGAUCUCUCUGCAAACCUCUUGGUCGGUAGUCUCCCAGAUUCGAUUGCACAGCUGCAAAUGAUGGCCUACUUGAACCUAUCGCACAAUUCAUUCCACGGUUCAAUCCCAAUGUCUUUCAUAAAUCUAACCAGUUUGCAAUUUCUGGACUUGUCAUAUAAUCAUCUUUCUGGUACAAUACCAAAUUAUCUGGCCAACUUUUCCAUCCUCGCUAGCUUGAACCUGUCUUACAAUGAGCUACAAGGACAGAUACCUGAAGGUGGUGUAUUCUCAAACAUCACCCUGCAAUCCUUGAUAGGGAAUGCAGGGCUUUGUGGUGCUCCACGUCUAGGGUUUUCACAAUGUCUACGUCCAAGAGGCUCUAGAAGAAACAAUGGUCACAUGCUGAAAGUUCUCGUACCUAUUACCAUCGUUGUAGUAACUGGAGUUGUAGCUUUCUGCAUAUAUGUAGUAAUCAGAAAGAGAAAUCAGAAGCAGCAAGGUAUGACAGUUUCUGCUGGUUCCGUUGACAUGAUCAGCCAUCAGUUGGUUUCCUACCAUGAGCUUGUUCGUGCCACCAAUAAUUUUAGUGAGAGCAACUUACUUGGAUCUGGGAGCUUUGGAAAAGUUUACAAGGGUCAACUAAGCAGUGGUUUGAUUGUUGCCAUAAAAGUUCUAGACAUGCAACAAGAGCAGGCCAUAAGAAGCUUCGAUGCCGAGUGCAGUGCACUACGCAUGGCACGACACCGCAACCUAAUCAGGAUACUCAAUACAUGCUCCAACUUGGACUUUCGGGCACUAGUUCUUCCCUACAUGGCGAAUGGAAGUUUAGAGACACUUCUGCACUGCUCUCAAGAGACAACACAUCAGCUGGGAUUCCUUGAGAGACUAGGCGUCAUGCUCGAUGUGGCAUUGGCAAUGGAGUAUCUGCACUAUGAGCACUGCAAUGUGGUCUUGCACUGUGAUUUGAAACCUAGCAAUGUAUUGUUCGAUCAGGACAUGACAGCACAUGUGGCUGACUUCGGCAUUGCAAGGUUGCUAGCAGGUGAUGACAGCUCUACCAUCUCUGUGAGCAUGCCUGGAACUAUUGGAUACAUUGCACCGGAGUAUGGGGCACAAGGAAAAGCAUCACGGGAAAGUGACGUGUACAGCUUUGGAGUUAUGCUCUUGGAAGUCUUCACUAGAAAGAGACCGACGGACGCUGUUUUUGCUGGAAAUCUAACCCUGAGGCAGUGGGUUUUUGAGGCGUUUCCGGCAGACCUUGUCCGUGUUGUUGAUGAUCAGCUACUACAUUGGUUGUCUAGCUUCAAUCUGGAAGCCUUUCUUGUGCCGGUAUUCGAGUUAGGUUUGCUGUGCUCCAGUGACUCACCUGACCAAAGGAUGGCAAUGCGUGAUGUGGUAAUGAGGCUGAAGAAGAUCCUAGCACAGUGCAACAAAUCGGUUGCAGCUGCGCUCAACACAGCAGCACAGUGAUCAUGCAUGAUCGAUCAACAUAGUAUAUCUAUGUUCCUGUUCUGCUUAUAAUCUAAACUGAGAAAAACAUCAGCUGUAGCAACAUCUACUUUGCCACCUAGUUUUCGCCUGUGCGCGAAACGACUUCUGGACAAUGUAAACUGAGGGUGAAUUAAUGUGCUGCUUCGAUUUGCUUAUAUUGAACUAAAUUCCUAAAAGCUAGCUUGCAACAAAAUGCAAGACGCCGAUUAACAAUGAUGCUCCCUAUGGAGAGUCGAUCCUA
Sorghum bicolor (sorghum) is the source of this 4460-nucleotide messenger RNA. RefSeq names its product probable LRR receptor-like serine/threonine-protein kinase At3g47570. The transcript is spliced from 2 exons. Bases 845 to 4198 code for a protein of 1117 amino acids. The record is from RefSeq and is a predicted model, not a curated record. Gene Ontology annotation, molecular function: receptor serine/threonine kinase binding; protein kinase activity; ATP binding. Gene Ontology annotation, biological process: protein phosphorylation. Lineage: Eukaryota; Viridiplantae; Streptophyta; Magnoliopsida; Poales; Poaceae.